This is a messenger RNA of Brassicogethes aeneus, 1232 nucleotides long. The record is from the annotation of a GenBank genome assembly. NCBI's taxonomy places the organism in Eukaryota, Metazoa, Arthropoda, Insecta, Coleoptera, Nitidulidae.
UACAGGUUAUGUUUGUAUUGAUAUUUUAUCCUGAUGCAUUUUAUCGAAACAACUCUUGAUAUAUGACUUAAAAACUCAUUAAAAUGUGUUUCGCACCGUUUAAAAGGUUGAUACAUUGGGGCCCUUUGACGGCUGUAGGCAUUAUUAAAUUGGUGACUGGAAUGACGAUACAUUGUGGCACCAUGUGGUGGCCCCCAGUCACUUUUUACGGGUUUUUAAACACAAUGUUGUUUUUAACAUUAUCUGGAAUGACUUUGUAUAAUUUUUUAUCUUCCAUGUUUUUGGGGCCAGGGUAUUUACCCAAAGGCUGGCAACCAGAAAACUCCAAGGAUACACAGUUUUUACAAUGGUGCGGGGUUUGUGAAGGUUUUAAAGCACCCAGAUCUCAUCACUGUAGAAGAUGUGGUUUUUGCGUGUUAAAAAUGGACCACCACUGCCCGUGGAUAAACAAUUGCGUAGGGUGGGGGAAUCACGGGCAUUUUACGUCGUUUUUGUUUUUCGCCACUCUUGGAUGCUCCCAGGCGUCCAUUGUUUUAAGUUGUUCUUUGUAUAGGGCCAUUUUUAGGACUUAUUAUUUGUAUUAUGGGACCGGUUUGGAGCCAGUGGUUGUUUUGAGUUUGGUGGGGAAAAUUAUGACGGUUUUUGCGCUGGGUUUUUCCAUUGGUGUUGUCAUUGCUGUGGGGUUGUUAUUAUUCUUCCAAGUUAGAGGUAUACUGAGAAAUAGUACUGGCAUAGAAGACUGGAUUGUGGAGAAGGCCAACUACAGGCGCCGCAACGAUGAGGCGUUUAUUUUUCCGUACGAUUUAGGGUUAAAAAAAAAUUUUACGCAGGUUAUCAAUUUUUCCUGUCAACCCGUUGGCGACGGGAUAAUUUGGCCGGUGGCCGAAAAUUGCGAUCAAUAUACUUUGACUAAAGAGCAAAUAGAGCAAAAAAACGAAAAACGGCAACGUUCGAAAUUGUACAGGGUUGUCGAGUCUGCUUCGGGCGCCAUUUUCCCCAUAACCAAGGGUGUGAAAACGUGCCUAAAUUUUCCGUACAACGAUGAACCAAGAAUUAAACUAUCGGUUGGCGACACUGUAGUUGUCACUAGAUGGAGAAAGUUUUGGCUUUUUGGAGAAAAAGUCCAGGAAGAAAACAUUGAAGGGAGAGAAUUUAAUAGGGUUAGAGGUUGGUUCCCAAAAAUUUGUGCCAUGGAAAUAAUGGAGAAUAUCGCUGGAAAAAAGACAAAAUAA